Messenger RNA from Anopheles stephensi (Asian malaria mosquito), 505 nucleotides. It is a transcript of the gene Tim8, whose product is annotated as mitochondrial import inner membrane translocase subunit Tim8. Bases 111 to 383 code for a protein of 90 amino acids. The record is from RefSeq and is a predicted model, not a curated record. The transcript is spliced from 3 exons. NCBI's taxonomy places the organism in Eukaryota, Metazoa, Arthropoda, Insecta, Diptera, Culicidae.
CCAGUUUAGCGCUGUGUGGUACCCAUAGUGAAUUGCGUAACAACACGAGGUUGUCAAAUAGAGUUUGUCAUAUUCUUGACCGGACCGGGUAAAUAAUUUCAUCAUCAGCCAUGGCCAACUUUGGAAGCAGCGACACACCCAAACCGAACGUCGAUCCUGAGUUGCAGGACUUCCUGAUGGCGGAAAACGAACGUGCCCGUCUCAGUGCACAGAUCCACGAGUUUACCGACAUCUGCUGGGACAGGUGUGUGGAGAAGCCGAGCAACAAACUGGACAGCCGGACCGAGACAUGCUUGGCGAACUGCGUGAACCGUUUCGUCGAUACGUCGCUUCUGAUAACGCAGCGCUUUGCGCAAAGCUUGCAGAAGAGUCAGGGAAUGUAAGGAACUUGCGGCGCGGGGGAAAGCAUUUUGGGAAGUAGUUCUUAGUUUCGGCCCUAAGCAUAAUUUGUGUUCUGUUAAAUAUACGUGGCAUGGCGACAUACGCAAAUACCUGUAAACUGCUA